UAACAGAAUCAGGGUGUCCAACUUUAACUGCCCCAGAAAAUGGAGAAUUAUCUGGAUUCUGUUCGUCUGCCGUGACUGGAGACCGGUGUAUGUUUUCCUGUCUACAAGAGUACCAACUAGUAGGAGACCCAGAAUUGAUCUGUCUGGAGUCUGGUAGUUGGUCUGGAACAGCCCCUACUUGUAACAUAACAGAAUCAGGAUGUCCACCUAUAAGUGCCCCAGAAAAUGGAGAAUUAUCUGGAUUCUGUUCGUCUGCCGUGACUGGAGACCGGUGUAUGUUUUCCUGUCUACAAGAGUACCAACUAGUAGGAAACCCAGAGUUGAUCUGUCUGGAGUCUGGUAGUUGGUCUGGAACUGCCCCUACUUGUAACAUUACAGAAACCGGGUGUCCAACUUUAACUGCCCCAGAAAAUGGACAAUUAUCUGGAUUCUGUUCGUCUGCCGUGACUGGAGACCGAUGUAUGUUUUCUUGUAUGGAAGAGUACCAACUAGUAGGAGACCCAGAAUUGAUCUGUCUGGAGUCUGGCAGUUGGUCUGGAGAAAGUCCAUCAUGUGAACUUCAACAGUCCUACUGCCCAACAAUCACUGCUCCUGAAAAUGGAGAAAUAGCAGGAUUGUGUUCAUCUGCGGCAACAGGAGAUCAAUGUACAUUCUCCUGUGUAGGAGACUACCAACUAGUGGGAAUUUCGGAUUUGACAUGUUUGGACAACGGAAGUUGGUCUGGAGAAAGUCCAUCAUGUGAACAAGACUACCAACUAAUAGGAGACCCAGAGUUGAUCUGUCUGGAGUCUGGCAGUUGGUCUGGAACAACCCCUACUUGUAACAUUCAACAGUCCUACUGCCCAACAAUCACUGCUCCUGAAAAUGGAGAAAUAGCAGGAUUGUGUUCAUCUGCAGUAACAGGAGAUCGAUGUACAUUCUCCUGUGUAGGAGACUACCAACCAGUGGGAAUUUCGGAUUUGACAUGUUUGGACAACGGAAGUUGGUCUGGAGAAAGUCCAUCAUGUGAACUUAAAGAAUCAGGAUGUCCACCUAUAAGUGCCCCAGAAAAUGGAGAAUUAUCUGGAUUUUGUUCGUCUGCUGUGACUGGAGACCGGUGUAUGUUUUCUUGUCUAGAAGAAUACCAACUAAUAGGAGAUCCAGAGUUGAUCUGUCUGGAGUCUGGCAGUUGGUCUGGAACAACCCCUACUUGUAACA
Limulus polyphemus (Atlantic horseshoe crab) is the source of this 1197-nucleotide messenger RNA. RefSeq names its product P-selectin-like. NCBI's taxonomy places the organism in Eukaryota, Metazoa, Arthropoda, Merostomata, Xiphosura, Limulidae. The record is from RefSeq and is a predicted model, not a curated record. The transcript has 7 exons. The annotation marks the transcript as partial.